Closterium sp. NIES-65 is the source of this 1296-nucleotide messenger RNA. NCBI's taxonomy places the organism in Eukaryota, Viridiplantae, Streptophyta, Zygnematophyceae, Desmidiales, Closteriaceae. The record is from the annotation of a GenBank genome assembly.
AUGGUACAGUACGUACUGCUCACUCUUUCCCUUCCAUCCCCCCCCUCGUUCGAACUCGCCGCCAAACCUAAUCCCCCAUCCUCCCCUUCCUCCCUCUCUCGUCCACACUCGCCCCGCUCUCACAAUGCUAACGCAGCGAACCCCAAGGGUGGGGAUGGGGGGAGUGGGGGAGGCCGCUGGCAGGGGGAUGGGGAGGGGCUGCUACGGCAGCAUGAUGUAUCCGAGAAGUUCGGGCCCAAGGGGGCCAAUGCAGCGAACCCCAGUGCAGGGGGGAGGCCGCCAGCAGGGGGGAAGGGGAAGGGCGGGGGGGCAGCAGCGGAGGGGGGCGAUGAAUUUGACUACCACAUGGGGCUGUCGACCCGACCCCCCUGGUACUGCAGUCUUUGCAAGGUGAACGCUACUAGCAAGGAGACAUUAGAGAGCCACUCAGAGGGGAAGAAGCACCGCGGGAAAGUGAGGGGUGCGACCAGGGCUGCUGUGGAGGCGACUAAGGGACAGGAUGAUGCCUCUAGGGCCGCUGAAGAGGCUGGAAACGGUGCAGUAGCUGACAGUGCGGUGCAGAGUGGUGCGGAUGGUGCUGCCAGUGGGAAGGCGAAUGGGGCUCCUGCUGUUGCAGCGAAUGGGGCAGUGACAGGUGGACAAGAGAAUAGGGCAGCGACAAGUGGACAAGAGAAUGGGCAGGAGGAGGCGAAAAGUGGUGGGGAGGAGGAGGGAGAGGGAGGAGCAGAGUGUGGAGCGACAUGUGCUCGAGGCGGUGAGUGCAGUGUGGAGCGAUAUGCUGCUACCCGUUGCAAACGGUUGGAAAGGUGGAGAGGUGCAGAGGUGCAGAGGUGCAGAGGUGCAGAGGUGCAGAGGUGGAGUGGAGAGGUGGAGAGGUGCAGAGGUGGAGAGGUGGAGUGGAGAGGUGGAGAGGUGCAGAGGUGGAGAGGUGGAGUGGAGAGGUGCAUAAAUGCAGAGGUGGAGAGGUGGAGAGGAGGAGAGGUGGAGAGGUGGAGAGGAGGAGAGGUGGAGAGGUGGAGAGGAGGAGAGGUGGAGAGGUGCAGAGGUGGCGAGGUGGGGAGGUGGAGAGGUGGCGAGGCACCCAGCCAUGAGCUGCCACUCAAGGCACUAAGAAAGCAGGUGCUCGCAGCAGCCAAGCGAGUGCUGGCAGAGCAGAGCUCAAAGGAAAGCGCCAAGGACAGCUGCAAGCAGGGAGCAGGCAAGGGAACGGAGAGCAGCAGCAAGGGAAGGGAGAGCAGCAGCAAGGGAAGGGAGAGCUGCAGCAAGGAGGAGCUGCUGGCUGCCUUCCAACGCUCU